AGUGAAAGUAAAGUCGACCGAGUGAGAAAAAGCGAAGUUCGCUGUUAAGUGAGGCAUUCCCCCCCAGACAGGCAACACGGCUACUUCAUAGAGGAGCGUGUGCGGUGAAUGAACAUGGCCUCCAUUGGUAUCCUCUUCUUGUUUUUCAUCGUUAUCAGAGCACAAACUGAAGGAAAAUCUUUUGUAAAAGUGGAAUGCAAGACUGGAAACGUGGGACAGUAUGGCCAGCAGUCAAUGCUGGACUGUGUUGUCACAACCUCAGAAGAAGUAAAAGAACCAAAAAUAACGGUGGUCGCUUGGAAGAAAAAGGGAUCUGAGGAUGCCUUAGAUGAAACCUUACUGGUUUUUCACAAAGGGAAAACUACAGGGCAGCCUGGCUAUAGGUUUGCUGAAUCAUCCUGGAACGACAGGAAUAUGAACGUAUCCCUGCUCAUCACCAACACUACGAUGGUGAACAGUGGAGAUUAUAAAUGCUCGGUGAUGACAGACAGCGGUGAUGAUAUCACAGAGACCAGCCUCAGAGUCACAGCCAAAUACAAUAAACCAACAAUACGCUCCAUCCCUGUGAACAUUACUGGAAGAGAAGAUGUCACCUUGAUCUGUAGCUCUGUCGGUGGAUACCCAAAAGGUCGUCUUCGCUGGUUUGAUGAGCACAAUAAGGAGUGGACAGCAAGCAGUGAAAUGGAGGCAGAGCAGACAAACGAUGGUCUGUUUAAACUGUCUAGCAAGCUGUCUUUGCUGAAAAAUUCCAUUUUCUCCAAGUACACCUGCGUAGUGUUCAACUCCAGUGGCGGCAAAGAGGACGAGGUCACAUUGGAAAUACCGGACACAGCAGCAUCUGAAGGUCAUGGAGGAGAGAAAGGGUCGGAUCAAAUCUCCAAAAUAGUCGCCCCUGUGGUGGUUAUCGGAUCGCUGAUAGUAGGAUUGCUGUUGGCGCUGCUGAUUCACAGAAGGCGGUCUCAACGUGACCAUCAAGAGGUUCCUACAUGUGAAUUAGAUGCCGAGCAAGGUGGUCUUGUGGAGACGUAUAAAGAACACGGAAAUGGCACAGUCUGAGGACAUUCUUCGUGUCACAUGAACAUAACUACUUACCAGCAGCCUCUGAAAUCAGCACUUCCUGGUUUUCUAAGCGCCACUCUUUUUCCACACUUUUCUUAUUGCAAACAACUGUGUGUAUAACCAGAAAUAUUACUGUAUUACUGUGAUUAAUCAGAGGAACUGUGAGCUCAAGCUUUAUUCACCCACAAUGUAAACACUCUUAUAUUCUAUAGAUCUAAAAAAAAACUGAGGAUAAUGUUCAGGUCCAGCGACAACAUCAGAGGCAAUAUGUAACAUCCCCAAAAACCAACUGGCAGUGCCAAUUGACUGCAGAUAGCAGUGAGCCUCUGAUAUGCAUGUAUAGGUUGAUGGAUGUAUGUGUCUCAUGUCUGCGCAGUAAAUAUCAUGAAAGGAUUAGCAGAAAGCUUUCUGGAAAGGGCUGGAAGUUGUGUAUGUGCGUAUAUGUGUAGUUUUGUGUGCAUGUGUGUUUUUGAGGAGAAAAUGUAAAUGUAAGAUUUUAAUUUCUUCUUCUUUCAAACAUGUUUGUGAAAUGUGUUAAAAGAUGAGACAGUGAUGGGCAACUCUAGACUUAAAGUUAGACUAACCUUGUUAUUUGUCUUGAAGCUGAAAAUAACCAAAGUCUUCUAAAAAACCUUAAGAAACUUCUCUGCCUGAGAACAUGUACUGUAACCCCCGCAAAUUUCAUAUCCCUUUUACCAACCACUGAGAGAGUUUGCGAGAUAAACGCUGGUCAUCCUUCCAUGUUUCACAUGAGCUUUGUUUGUCACUUACUCACACAUUUGUGUUCCUCUUAACUGUGAUCUGUGAAACAGGGUUUAUGUAACUUUUAGGACCAGUAUGCAAGUUCACUACUAAAACAACAUGUAUUUUGGGGAUCUCAGGUUUUUUUGGUUUUAUUUUCCUCUCUUCCUCCAGUUCUCAGGAGUGCGCCUAUGUUUUGGGCCUUUUUGUAACUAUUUGGUAAGGGAGGCAACCAAAGCAAAGUUAGGAGCGUACAACAGAUACAUCUUAUCAACAUUAGCAAAUGUACAUGAUUAAUCUUGUUACAGUGCUGUAACACAAAACAACCAGGGUUGAUUAUUAACUUUUGGGAGGGAGAAAAACAAGCAGGAAUAUGCAUGCACGUCCAAACCAGAGAGGGCAGGUGCUCACAGUUCACACAGUGCAGGGCUCCAAUGUCCACGGAUUUAUUACACCGAGGUGACGUUUUUAAGCAUCACUGCUCUUCACCAGACGAAAAUGACAAUGUGCCAUCUUAAAUAUACACAUGAUUCAGUCACAUGAUACAGUCACCUGAACCAUUUUUGUUAUGUAAAUAUUGUAUAUAGAAGUCUGUGAAAAUUCUGUGUGUGUGUGUGUGUGUGUGUGAAUUUAUGUCUUUAAUUCUGCAGGUCAAAAUGAAACAGAUGGUCCAUUUUAAUGACUUUGUUUUUUGUUGUAUUUUUAUGAUUAACAUACUCUGUGUAAACUGUGAUCUUUAAGGCGAUGUGAUUUUAAAUAAAAAAAGUUAAGAAAUGGUAA
This is a messenger RNA of Thunnus maccoyii (southern bluefin tuna), 2580 nucleotides long. RefSeq lists its product as uncharacterized. The transcript has 8 exons. The record is from RefSeq and is a predicted model, not a curated record. Gene Ontology annotation, biological process: cellular response to lipopolysaccharide; cell surface receptor signaling pathway; positive regulation of T cell proliferation. The coding region runs from base 109 to 1056 and encodes 315 amino acids. NCBI's taxonomy places the organism in Eukaryota, Metazoa, Chordata, Actinopteri, Scombriformes, Scombridae. Gene Ontology annotation, cellular component: external side of plasma membrane.